This is a messenger RNA of Drosophila rhopaloa, 2040 nucleotides long. Its product is annotated as myb-like protein AA. Gene Ontology annotation, biological process: regulation of transcription by RNA polymerase II. The coding region runs from base 270 to 1559 and encodes 429 amino acids. The record is from RefSeq and is a predicted model, not a curated record. The transcript has 5 exons. Gene Ontology annotation, cellular component: transcription regulator complex; nucleus. NCBI's taxonomy places the organism in Eukaryota, Metazoa, Arthropoda, Insecta, Diptera, Drosophilidae.
GCUGUGCUGCGCCGCCAAUUUGCAAGAAAAUUAAGUUCGUUUCGUUUGCAGUUGUGAAAAUCGACGAGGAGAGCAGCGGCGCACUCUCCGCAAGGAAGCUGCCAACGGCCAGUGAGAGGUGACGAGUGAAAAGUGGCAAGUGGAAGUACCAAAAUGUGAACAGUGCCACUAGUGCUAAUCGCAACGCAGCAUCCAGCGACACAGGACAUGCGCAGUGGCUUCUUUGGUAGUUGCAGUUUGGCUAAUAGCGCCUGAAAGAGCGAAGGACCAUGGCCUUCUCCCGCCACAACAUCGAGAAGCGCCGACUCAUCGAGCUAGUGCGCCUGAACCCCAUCCUCUGGGACUGCCGCUUGCCCCACUACAAGCGCUCCGACAAGCGCAAGGCCAUCAAGUGGAACGAGCUGGGGCGGCUCUUCAAUGUCAAUGGAGAGCGGGUGCAGCGCACCUUUACAUCGCUCCGCGAGAUCUUCCGCCGCGAGCUGAACCACGAGAAGAUGCUGGGCACGACACGAUUCAAGUCCAAGUGGGAGUACUACGAUGCUAUGGCCUUCCUCAAGGAGGUCAUUAGGGAGCGCAAAUCCCGCGAACGCAUCAAGCACGGAUCGCUGGACUCCGCUCCUGCGCCCACCGGCAGCAGCAACAACAACAACAGUACCAACAACGUCAGCCGUAACAGCAGUAACAACAACAGCAGCAGUGCGGCCUUGGACGAGUAUCAGUACUUUGCCCCCAGCGACCCCAACAACCCGAACAAUCAGCCCCAGCCGCAGCCAGCGCCAAAGAGCAGCGUGCCAGCGGUGGCCAUUCCGAGUCUAAGUCUCAACCUCAGCCAAUUGCCCGCUGCCCUGCAACAACAGGCCCAGCACCUUCAAGCGCUUCAGCUGCAGCCGGACGUAACGCUGACCUCGCUGCAGAAACAGCCUUCUCUUUCUCUGCCGGCGACGACGCCGCUGUCCCACAUCUCGCCCGCCCAGUUGUUGUCCAGCUCGCGCUCCUGCAGCUCUUCGCCCUCCAUUUACAUCAAGGACGAGCCGGGCUCACCCGAAGUAAGGUGCCAGGACGAAGGGCUGCCCGGUAAUGGGCGAGAGGGGACGCGAAAGAAAUUGGCCACAAUUCGUCCACAGACCAAAGAGCAACUCAAGGCGCGGCUGCAGCUGCCAGCACCCAAAAACACAUCGGCGUACGCCACGUCGCCGCCCCAUUUGAUCAUCAAUGCCAAUAACGAGCUUAUCGACGCCGACGCCGGUGAUCUGGAGGAGGAUCUGGACGACUUCGACGAGGAUGACGACGUAGCCGGUAACUGCUUGCCAGUCGUCGAUCAAUCGGACAUGAUAGGUGUCGACGACAGGCUCUCGGCCGGAAGCAGCUACACUGGAGAGGGUGGGGGCUGCGGCAGGGGCCUGGGUCGAUCCCACUCCCAGGCACGCCAUAUGCCCACGUCCAGGGAACUUCUCUACAUGAAAUUUGGCGACUUUCUGGCCGCCCGACUAAACACUUUGCAUGAGACUGUAGCUAAUGAGCUGAUGAACAAGAUGCUGCUACUAAUCGCCGAGAAGUAGUGAUUGCGCGGCAGAAAGCGCCUCCGAAAUGAUUUAAUGUGGAACGGAUAAGGCUUCAAGGCGCCAGACUGCCAAAUCCAGCCAAAAGGCCCUGUGCUGGGAGCCUGGGAUGCGAAAAGGUCAGCGAGACACAUUACCACAUCAUUAUGAGACCGCAGGGACCAACUUGACCUUCAACAAGACCCGCAACUGCAGUGACUCGGGCCAGACAGGUCCUGUUUGAAAUCAGAAAGCGUAAAACCAAAGAGCGAACAAAAUGGCACCACAACAGCGGAAAUACACAGGAGAAUGGAGCUCCCAUCCUAACGUCUACAUUCUGUAAAAUAUUGAAGUAAUUGGCAAAAAUCAAGUCUGUAUUAUGUGCCAUAAAGGACAACACUAGAGCGUAUAGCGUGGUUUACCAUUAAAUGUAUGAAAUAGUUUUUAAAUCAAAACAGUUCGAAAGAGACGACAAAUAAAAUUACACAUUUCCGAACUAUAA